CUGGAUUUUAUAUUAAUGGAUGCCUUUGAGGACUUGGAAAAUCCACCGACCUCAGUAAUUGCCGUCUUGCGGAACCGCUGGCUGUCUGACAGCUUCAAGGAAACUGCAUUGGCAACUGCAUGCUGGUCAGUUUUAAAAGCUAAACGAAGGCUUCUCAUGGUUCCAGACGGCUUCAUAUCUCAUUUCUACUCCGUAUCGGAGCAUGUCAGCCCCAUAUUGGCAUAUGGAUUUCUUGGUCCAAAAGAGAAUUUAACAGAAAUGUGUACUUUCUUUAAGCAUCAAAUUGUGCAGUAUUUAAAGGACAUGUUUGACUUGGAUAAAGUGAGGUACACUACAGUCCAGUCACUGGCAGAGGACAUCUUGCACCUUUCCCGAAGACGGAGUGAGAUUCUUCUGGGAUAUCUGGGAGUAGACAGUCUACGGGCAAUGAAUGGAGACCUGCCAGCACCAAACAGACCAUCAGAGCUUCACCUCUGA
Messenger RNA from Staurois parvus, 477 nucleotides. The record is from the annotation of a GenBank genome assembly. NCBI's taxonomy places the organism in Eukaryota, Metazoa, Chordata, Amphibia, Anura, Ranidae.